Manis javanica (Malayan pangolin) is the source of this 3636-nucleotide messenger RNA. RefSeq names its product membrane metalloendopeptidase (gene MME). Gene Ontology annotation, cellular component: plasma membrane. The record is from RefSeq and is a predicted model, not a curated record. Gene Ontology annotation, molecular function: metalloendopeptidase activity. Lineage: Eukaryota; Metazoa; Chordata; Mammalia; Pholidota; Manidae. Gene Ontology annotation, biological process: protein processing; amyloid-beta clearance.
UAGCGGAAACCUUCAGGUCACCCGGGGAACUGCUCGGCUCGCUGGUCCUGCGGCGGCGAGGCGGGGGGGUGAGCGCCGAGACGCGCGGGGCGCGGAGAUGUGCAAGUGGAGAAGCUUGACCGAGCGCAGGCGGGAGCAGCCGCCCAACUCCCGGCGCGGGAUCUGCUGAGAGGCCACGAAUCAAAAGUUUGACUUUCAACCAGAAUUUUUAUUUCUUCACUAAAAUAAACUCAUCUUUUACUUUUAUUCAGCCACAUUAAGCAGAUUUUAGGUGAUGGGCAGAUCAGAAAGUCAGAUGGAUAUAACUGAUAUCAACAUUCCGAAGCCAAAGAAGAAACAGCGAUGGACCCCGUUGGAGAUCAGCCUCUCUGUCCUUGUCCUGCUCCUCACCAUCAUCGCUGUGACAAUGAUAGCACUCUAUGCAACCUAUGAUGAUGGUAUUUGCAAGUCGUCAGACUGCAUAAAAUCAGCUGCUCGCCUGAUCCAGAACAUGGAUGCCACUGUUGAGCCUUGUACAGACUUUUUCAAAUAUGCCUGUGGAGGCUGGUUGAAACACAACAUCAUUCCUGAGACCAGCUCCCGUUAUAGCAACUUUGACAUUUUAAGAGAUGAAUUAGAAGUCAUUUUGAAAGAUGUCCUGCAGGAACCCAAAACUGAAGACAUAAUAGCAGUGCAGAAAGCAAAAACAUUGUACAGAUCUUGUCUGAAUGAAUCUGCUAUUGAUAGCAGAGGUGGAGCACCUCUACUCAAACUGUUACCAGAUAUAUAUGAUUGGCCAGUAGCAACAAAAAACUGGGAGCAAACAUAUGGUACUUCGUGGACAGCUGAGAAAUCUAUUGCACAACUGAAUUCCAAAUAUGGGAAAAAAGUCAUAAUUAGUUUUUUUGUUGGCACUGACGAUAAGAAUUCUGUGAACCAUGUAAUUCAUAUUGACCAACCUCGACUUGGCCUCCCUUCCAGGGAUUACUACGAAUGCACUGGAAUAUACAAAGAGGCUUGUACAGCAUAUGUGGAUUUUAUGAUUGCUGUAGCCGAAUUGAUUCUUCAGGAAAAAGGACUGCCUGUCGAUAAAAACCAGGUGUCUUUGGAAAUGAAUAGAGUUAUGGAAUUGGAAAAAGAAAUUGCCAAUGCUACAACUAAACCUGAAGAUCGAAAUGACCCAGUGCUUCUUUAUAACAAAAUGACAUUGGCCCAGAUCCAAAAUAACUUUUCACUAGAGAUCAAUGGGAAGCCAUUCAGCUGGUCAAAUUUCACAAAUGAAGUCAUGUCAACUGUGAAUAUUAGUAUUCCAAAUGAGGAAGAUGUGGUAGUUUAUGCUCCAGAAUAUUUAACCAAACUUAAGCUCAUUCUUACCAAAUAUUCUCCCAGAGAUCUCCAAAAUUUAAUGUCCUGGCGGUUCAUAAUGGAUCUUGUAAGCAGCCUCAGCCGAACCUACAAGGAGUCCAGAAAUGCUUUCCGCAAGGCCCUUUAUGGCACAACAUCAGAAACGGCCACCUGGAGACGUUGUGCAAACUAUGUCAAUGGGAAUAUGGAAAAUGCUGUGGGAAGGCUUUAUGUGGAAGCAGCCUUUGCUGGAGAGAGUAAACAUGUGGUUGAGAAUUUGAUUACACAGAUCCGGGAAGUUUUUAUUCAGACUUUAGAUGACCUCACUUGGAUGGAUGCUGAAACAAAAAAGAAGGCUGAAGAAAAGGCCUUAGCAAUUAAAGAAAGAAUCGGCUAUCCUGAUGACAUUGUUACAAAUGAUGACAAACUGAAUAAUGAAUACGUGGAGUUGAACUACAGAGAAGAUGAAUACUUUGAGAACAUAAUUCAAAAUUUGAAGUUAAGCCAAAGUAAACAACUCAAGAAGCUUCGGGAAAAGGUGGACAAGGAUGAGUGGAUAAGUGGAGCAGCUGUAGUCAAUGCAUUUUAUUCUUCAGGCAGAAAUCAGAUAGUUUUCCCAGCUGGCAUCCUACAGCCACCGUUCUUCAGUGCCCAGCAGUCUAACUCCUUGAACUAUGGGGGCAUCGGCAUGGUCAUAGGACAUGAAAUCACCCACGGCUUCGAUGACAAUGGAAGAAAUUUUAACAAGGAUGGAGACCUUGUUGACUGGUGGACUCAACAAUCUGCAAAUAAUUUUAAAGACCAAUCCCAGUGCAUGGUGUACCAGUAUGGAAACUUCUCCUGGGACCUAGCAGGUGGACAACAUCUCAAUGGAAUUAAUACACUGGGAGAAAACAUUGCUGAUAAUGGAGGUAUUGGCCAAGCAUACAGAGCCUAUCAAAAUUAUGUUAAAAAGAAUGGUGAAGAAAAAUUACUUCCUGGACUUGACCUAAAUCACAAACAACUAUUCUUCUUAAACUUUGCCCAGGUGUGGUGUGGGACCUAUAGGCCAGAGUAUGCAGUCAACUCCAUUAAAACAGAUGUUCACAGUCCAGGCAAUUUCAGGAUUAUUGGAACUUUGCAGAACUCCCCUGAGUUUUCAGAAGCCUUUCAUUGCCGUAAGAAUUCAUACAUGAAUCCAGAGAAGAAAUGCCGGAUUUGGUGAUCUUCAGAAGGAGAGGUGCAGCCCUUAGCUAGACUUGCCAACACUACAGAAAUGGGGAACCCUGGGAGAAAAUCGGCCCUGGAGGUCACUGUGAUUGCAAGGGGACAGAGAUGAGAGCAUCAUAAUAAAAAGAAAGGUUAUUCUGGAAAAGGUGUAGUGGGACGAGGGGGUCUAAUGUCUAUCAAAUCGAUCACUUCUCAAUGUAUAAAUAAUGCUUCAUCUCUAAAGAUUAGUAUUACUGUUCAUUUCUGUUUCUCAUAUGAUCUGCAAGUUUGAUUUGUCUUUUGAAAACAGUGUUAGCCACUUGAUGUAGACAGGUAUCUCUCAUGUAGGGGAGAAAGGAGAGGUUAAAGAAUACAGUUAACAUUGAAAGCAUAACAGUGAUAUGAGAGUUAAAAACACACUGCCUAAGUAUUUAGUUUUACUUUUUUUGCAACAUUUAUGCUUCUUCAAAACUCUUCCAAAGAAUUCUUAUGCAAUUUGGGGCCUUGGGACUUAAGCAAUUUUAAACUAAUUUUUCCAAUCAUCAGUCAUUCAUUCUGAGAUCAUUUUAUUUUAAGCACUCUUAGGGCUAAAGAACGUCUAAAAUCGUUUUUUGUUGUGCCUGCUUGGACUGAUAUUGAGAUUUUGAGGCUCCCUGCCAUUUUCUAAGCAGUUUCCUGUUCUCUCUCUCAAAACUUGGUCUUUUUAAGAGAUUUGUAGUAAUGUAUAAAUAAUAAUUUUUAUAUUUAAUAAUUAACUACAUUUAUGACUAAGUAAUUAUUAUAGGUAAUCAUUGAAUAUUGAAGUUUCAGACAGUUAUGAACUGCGAUCUGUUAAGUGAUAUACAGAUGAAGCUUUGAGACUUUUUAAACUUAUAAAUCAUAUUGAUGGAAAGCUUUAAGUACAUACAAACUUUGGGUUAAAAAUUGCCACUGGAAAGUUGUCUAAAGUCAUAUAAGGCUUAUGGUUUACAAGAAGGAUUUUCAAAAUUAAUCUUUCUCUGAAGUGGCUUUUACAAAAGGGAAAAUGACAUCUAUGUAGCUCUGCAGCCCCUUAUCUUUCCAGGCUUGUCAUCUGAUGGAAAUAUUUUGAUAAUAAAUUGAAAUUGAAAGCCCAUUACUUACUAA